Dryobates pubescens (Downy woodpecker) is the source of this 1401-nucleotide messenger RNA. It is a transcript of the gene SLC25A38, whose product is annotated as solute carrier family 25 member 38. NCBI's taxonomy places the organism in Eukaryota, Metazoa, Chordata, Aves, Piciformes, Picidae. Gene Ontology annotation, biological process: glycine import into mitochondrion. The record is from RefSeq and is a predicted model, not a curated record. Gene Ontology annotation, cellular component: mitochondrial inner membrane; mitochondrion. The transcript is spliced from 7 exons. Gene Ontology annotation, molecular function: glycine transmembrane transporter activity. The coding region runs from base 48 to 962 and encodes 304 amino acids.
UGUGGGUCUAAGCCAGAAGCAGCUCCUUUCAGCACCUCGCUCCUCCAAUGUUUUGGAAGCUCAGCCUUCCUCUGCUUCGGGCCCAGGAUGCAGAAGACCAAGUGGAAACAUCAGUGAUGCAUCCAGUCCUAAAGGCCUUUGUGUGUGGCUCCAUCAGUGGGACUUGCUCCACGCUCCUCUUCCAACCCCUUGACCUGCUGAAAACCCGCCUGCAAACACUGCAGCCUGCUGUGAAUGGGUCCGGUCGUGCUGGGAUGGUUACUCUGCUCUUCAGGGUUGUUCGUACUGAGAGUCUUCUGGGGCUCUGGAAAGGUGUCUCUCCAUCCUUUGCAAGAUGCAUUCCUGGGGUUGGGAUUUACUUCAGCACUUUGUACAUGAUGAAGCAAAAGCUUCUGGUGGACCGUUCACCCACAGCCCUGGAGUCUGUCUUUCUGGGUGCCACUGCUCGUGCAGUUUCUGGGAUCUGCAUGCUGCCAGUGACUGUAGUGAAGACCCGAUACGAGAGUGGAAGAUUUGGCUAUGGGAGUGUAUAUGGAGCUCUGAAGAAUAUCUAUCAGACAGAAGGGGCUCGUGGCAUGUUCAGUGGGCUCACUGCCACGCUGCUGCGGGAUGCUCCCUUCUCUGGCAUCUACCUGAUGUUCUACACACAGACCAAAAAGCUUACACCUCAGGACCAGCUGGAUCCGGUGCUCAUGCCCUUGUUGAAUUUUGGCAGUGGGAUCUUUGCAGGCAUCUUGGCCUCCCUGGCAACACAGCCUGCUGAUGUCAUCAAAACACACAUGCAGCUGUCCCCCAACAAGUACCACAGGACAAGCCAAGCCGCUGCCUUCAUCUACAAGGACUUUGGGUUGGUCGGCUUCUUCCGAGGGGGCGUGCCCCGUGCCCUCAGGCGGACUCUGAUGGCAGCAAUGGCUUGGACAGUGUAUGAACAGAUGAUGGAAAAAAUGGGCUUGAAAUCCUGACUGAGUUGCACAAGAAAUGUCCAGCUUCACUCCUCCUUCUGCUUGCUGUGAUCAACUGGCACUAGGAAGUUCCCAGUUCCACAGAGGAAAAAGCCUUGCUCGGCCUGGCAGCAGAAAGCUUGUCUGAGAUGGGGGCUUAGGCCUUUGGGCAAAUAGGGGAAAGAAGGAUCAUUUGUUCAGUGCAUUCCAGAACUGUGCUUGCAGACUGCCACAGCAAGUGGCAGGCUUGCCAUGGACUGGUAACUAUGCUGAGAGAAAAGCCCCUUUGGAAAAUAGCUGUGCUCACCGCUGUAGGCAACGAGGCAUUGCUGAGCAGAAGUGUUUGAGGAGAAAACAGUGACUGCAGACCCUUGGCUGUUCCUUGCUGAUCUAUGCAACACCCCACUGUGGUGUAGAUCCUCCUUCCUCAUGUUAUGUUCUCACAGGGCGAUGUUGCAGA